UCUCUUAUCUGCAUUGUUUAAAGGUAAACUAAAAAAUUAUGUAAGAAAUUCCACAAAAAAUCCGCAAGACGGCGCUAGAGUUGAGAAAAUACAGUUAAAUGUCUAAUUUGACAUGUAUAAUAUCAUGAUUACGUCUUUUAUAUUUAAUGUAUAAAUUAUUAAAUUGGGAUGUAAAUUGAUGGAAUUAUUAAUAAUAUAAAAGUGGAAGUUUCUUCUAAUUAAAAUAUAACACUAAAUUUCCAUUAUAUUGAACUAACAAUCGGAGUAAGAAUACUGUGUUGUCAUUAUAUUCUAUGUAGCAAAGACCUUUGUUGAUUGUUGUUGAACGAAGAGACAUUAUCGAUAAUGCAAUUGAUGGGCGUAGUUCACCACAUAGAUAUUUCAAUUAUUUGGAGAUAAAUGAAAAAAUAAUAAAUUCCCAACAUGAACUAUUCAAAGGAUGCGCGUUUUUUUCCCAAUGAAUGUUAUAUUUGUAAAUCGCAAAAAAAAUUAACACGAUGUCAAUGUAAUAUGAUUGCAUAUUGCAGUGAAAAUCAUCGUUUACAACAUUUGUCAAUGCAUAAAAAAUUUUGUCAAACAAUAAGAGAAUUAUUGAAAGAAAAAAAAAUACAACAUAUUUAUGAGGAGCUUAUUUCUCUAUUUGGCGUUGAUUGGACAAAAAAAAGAGAAGAAUUACGUCAAGAAAUAAUAAAAAAUUUAAAAAGACCAAUGACACCACUUGAAUUAACAAUGUGGCGAUGUCCACGUGUUUGUUUUGUUUGUUUCAAUUCAAAGCAAGAGGAAUUAAAAAAUUGUCCCAAUUGUCCAGUGGCAAGUUUUUGUCAAAAACAUCCAAAUGAUAAAAUACAUUCAAAAAAUUGUUUAAUAAUGAAUAAUUAUUUAAAAUUUUUAACAAAUGCCAAUCAAUUAAAUAUUGAUUUACAAUUUUUAUCAUCUGAUUUUCCAUUUAUUGCUAAUGAAAAGAAAAAAAUUGGCGACAUUGAUCGACUUACUUAUACAUUUUUAUUAAAUGACACCGAGGCAAAUAGUCAACAAUCAAUAUUAUUAAAAGCAAAUUUAUUCAAAUUAACAGAUAUUGCAUCGAAACUCAAUUGUGCAUUAUUAAAAAUCAAUGAAACUAUUCCCGAGGAAAUAAUUAUUCAUUUCGAUGUAAUUUCCUAUAAACCAGAAAUUAUGGAAAAUAAUUAUUGGGAAUUUCUUCUACAUCUCAAUGAAAAUAUAAAAAAAUUAACAAUUAUAAUCACUGGCCAUGAAUAUGAGACGUACAUUAUUGAGAGUCUUUGUGAAAAAUGUGUGAUGGAAAAAAAAUUAAAUAUUGAAUUUAAAUCAAUGUCAUACGAAAAAUAUUUAUUAUCUCACGAUUAUAAAAAACCGAAUAUUUUAUUUUACUCGCAUCCCUUCGAUGAUGUUCUACAAUUUAAAAAGUGGAAACAAAUUAAAUGUCCCAUUCUUAUGCCAAUUGAUUCAAAAUUUGAUUUAUUAAAUAUUAAUAUUAUUUAUCAAGGACAAAUUAAUACACCUUUUAAUAAUACAUCUUCAUUUAUAAAAAAUGAGAAUUUUGUAAUUUUUACAACAACAAAUAAUAAAAGUGUGAAAGAAAAAAUUUCAUCAUCUUUGAUGUCAAUUUCUAAUAUUACACUAUCAGAAUUUGAGGACAAUAAUUAUUUCAAUGUAAAGGAGGAGAAACAAAAUUUUCAAUUUGAAUUUGAAAAAGAAAAAAAUUUCAGUGAAAAUGAAUCUAAGGAAAAUAAUUCAGUCGAAUUAUAUCAGAAAAAAAAUUCAAUUAAAAAAUUAAAACAAGAUUUUUCGUUUGAGAAAAUUAAAAAUAUUGAAGAACAAAAAGUGAAAUCUAUAUCACCAUCAUCGUCUGUAUGUUCAUUUAUUGUUAUUUCCGAACCUGGUGAUAAUGAUGAUUUUAAUGAAGAAAAAAUUCAAAAUACAAAAGUAAAAAUUGAAAAUAAAUCUUUAUCAGAAUCUCAAAUUGAAUUAUUAUCGAAUUCAAAUGAACAAAAUUAUUCACAAUCAUUUCUUGUUAAAUAUAUUUCAUAUCUUAAAAAUGAAAACGAAGGAUUGAGACAACAAUUAAAUUCAUCUGUUGAGGAAAUAACAAAAUUACAGGAAAAAGUUUUGGAAUUUGAAAAAAUUACUUCUCACUAUAAUAAAAAGAAGAAAUUAAUUAAAAAAAUAUCACUUCAAAUUGCUGAUAUUAUUGAUAAUGUAGAUGACGAUAAUAAUGAUAAUGAUGAGAAAAUUUUUUGAAAUUUUAUUAAGAAUUAAAAAAAUACGUUUAAAAAAAAAAUUAUUUUCAUUAAUUCAAGUCUUUUUUAUAUUGUAAACAAAUUUGUUUAAUUGCCUUUUUUAUAUUCGAUUUCGAUUUUAUAAUUU
Messenger RNA from Leptopilina boulardi, 2385 nucleotides. RefSeq lists its product as uncharacterized. Bases 424 to 2259 code for a protein of 611 amino acids. The transcript is spliced from 3 exons. The record is from RefSeq and is a predicted model, not a curated record. NCBI's taxonomy places the organism in Eukaryota, Metazoa, Arthropoda, Insecta, Hymenoptera, Figitidae.